AUGGCAAUGAACCCAGAGGCCAUCGAGCUCUCGGAAGCUCCACAGUCUGGGGCGAAUUCCAUGAAGCUUCAGCAGGCUCUAGUGAACAGAGUCAGCGGCACUAGCAUCCUGCAGAGCCAUGAAGCUAAGCCUGAAGCUGAGUCCGAGCCCGAUGAGACCCUCUAUCCCCAUGGGAUGCAAUUCGUCCUCAUCUCCAUGUCCCUUUGUUUCUGUGUCUUCCUGGUUGGUCUAGAUGCCACGAUUUUGACCACUGCCGUCCCGCGAAUAACCGAUGAGUUCGGGUCGGUGGCUGAUGUUGGUUGGUAUGAUGCUGCUUUCCGACUCACCUCCUGCAUGUCUCAGCUCUCCCAGGGAAAGUUGUAUGACAACUAUCCGGUCAAAUGGGUCUUUCUCGUCAACCUCCUGCUGUUCGAGGGCGGCAUCCUUCUCUCGGGACUGGCCCCGAGUUCAAUGAUCUUCAUCAUUGGAAGAGCUAUAACCGGCUUAGGAUUUUCGGGGAUCAGCCAAGGGUGCAUGGUCAUCAUUGCAAUUUCCACGCCGCUACGAAGGCGACCGACCUUCGUCGGCCUAAUCAGCGCCAGCGAAUACACUGCCAUCGCGAUAGCACCUAUUCUGGGAGGUAUACUCACAUCUGACCUAUCCUGGAGAUGGUGUUUCUACAUCAACGUGCCUGCAGCAGCCCUACCAUCCGCCGUGCUUCUCCUUCUUAAGCUUCCCAACAUUACCCCCAGGGGCUCGAAAACACACAUUCAGAAACUCCGCGAGCUGGACCUACUCGGAUUCUUCCUCUUCGCACCCGCAGUGCUAUGCCUCCUCCUCGCGCUCCAAUGGGGCGGUGAUACCUACAGCUGGACCAACGGACGGAUCAUCGCCCUUCUCGUCCUCUCGCCCAUCAUCUUCACGGGUUUCUGUCUCCUCCAGCACCGCAAACAAGAUACCGCCAUGCUCCCACCCCGCGUCCUCCGUAAACGCAUCAUAAUCACCGGCGCGGCCUUCAGCCUGUGUCUCUCGGCCUGCCGCGCCAUCGUCCAGUACUACCUCUCAAUCUGGUUCCAAACCGUCCGCAACGCCACCCCCCUCCAAAGCGGCCUCAACACCCUCCCCCUAGUCAUCUCCGUCCUCGUCAGCGCCAUCACUGGCGGAUGGCUCAUCUCCCGCACACGCACCUACACCCCGAUCCUCCUUCCUGCCUCCCUCCUCGUUAUCGCCGGCAUCGCUCUCAUGACAACCUUCACCCCCACCACGCCCGCCAAGCUCUGGAUCCCAUCUCUUAUCCUCCUAGGCCUCGGAUCCGGCAGCGCCGUCGGUGUACCCUUCAUCGCCGUGCAGGCCAUUCUCCCCAUGAAGGACAUUUCCAUAGGCAUGGCACUGAUGACUUUCUCGCAGGACAUCGGAGAAGCGGUGUUCAUCAGUGUGGCGCAGGCGAUUUUCUUGAACCGGUUGACGGGGGAUUUAGCGAAGAGUGUGCCCGGACUGGAUCCGGUAAUGGUGACCCAUUUGGGCGCCACAAGUUUGGAGGUGUCUGCUGCGGCUGCGCAAUUGGGAAUUAUUGCACCGACAUGA
Molecule: messenger RNA, 1563 nt
Organism: Aspergillus niger
Lineage: Eukaryota; Fungi; Ascomycota; Eurotiomycetes; Eurotiales; Aspergillaceae
Exons: 6
Coding region: 1-1563 (520 amino acids)
Biological process (GO): transmembrane transport
Molecular function (GO): transmembrane transporter activity
Source: RefSeq, a predicted model, not a curated record